Messenger RNA from Bactrocera tryoni, 464 nucleotides. Its product is annotated as cytochrome b-c1 complex subunit 6, mitochondrial-like. Lineage: Eukaryota; Metazoa; Arthropoda; Insecta; Diptera; Tephritidae. The transcript is spliced from 2 exons. The record is from RefSeq and is a predicted model, not a curated record. Bases 113 to 382 code for a protein of 89 amino acids. Gene Ontology annotation, biological process: mitochondrial electron transport, ubiquinol to cytochrome c.
GGAAUUUUAAAAUUAAUCUAGGGGAUGUUGCAUCAUUACUCAAUUACAUAGGAUUCAGAAUAUAAAUUGUUUAAGUCGGUUUGCACUAAGAACUAAGAAUAUUAAAUUGGAUAUGGCUCUAUUUAGUUUCUUUCGCUGUGUUAUAUUUCCUACAGUUAGAGCCGAAGAUGAAGAAGCUGAGUUAGUUGAUCCACAAACAGCUCUGAGGGAGAAGUGUCAAAAUAAUGGUAACAUACAAGCUUUGUAUAGUAAAUACCAAGAAUGCAAUGACAGAGUAAAUGGCAAAUCUAAAACAACCGAAACCUGUAUGGAAGAACUCUUUGAUUAUGUUACAGAGUUGGAUCAUUGCGCCGCUCAUAACCUUUUUUCGAAGCUGAAAUAAGUGAAUAUUUAGAAUUUAUUUAUCAUUCAUGUAAUAUUUCACGAGAAUGGAUUAUAAUAAACAUUGCUAAUAUAUAAUUAUA